Messenger RNA from Dentiscutata erythropus, 329 nucleotides. The record is from the annotation of a GenBank genome assembly. Lineage: Eukaryota; Fungi; Glomeromycota; Glomeromycetes; Diversisporales; Gigasporaceae.
UCUAGUAUAUCCAGCCAUGAUGUGUCUACCUCUGACAAUAAUUCAUCUAAUACAAAUGAUAUGAUUUACUCUAAAGUUUCACUAGAUAAAUCAGCAGAGAUAACACGACCAAAGACAAGUCAAAGACUCGAAGCUCAGCUUACUCAAAAUUCUAAUUCCUCACAUGCAGUAAAAAAAAGUGUCUCUUCUAAUAGGAACAAAGUCCCAUGUCUCAAAGAGAUGCCCCCUACAGGCCUGCAAAGCAAUAAUAUAUCUAGAAGGAAAAACGAUCUUGAAAAAUUAAUAAAAGACACCGAAAGAUUAGCUCCUAUGCUCCCAUCUUUGUCUCA